This is a messenger RNA of Anguilla rostrata (American eel), 1361 nucleotides long. RefSeq names its product pre-miRNA 5'-monophosphate methyltransferase. Gene Ontology annotation, molecular function: RNA methyltransferase activity; O-methyltransferase activity. The transcript has 2 exons. The record is from RefSeq and is a predicted model, not a curated record. Lineage: Eukaryota; Metazoa; Chordata; Actinopteri; Anguilliformes; Anguillidae. Gene Ontology annotation, cellular component: cytoplasm. Gene Ontology annotation, biological process: negative regulation of pre-miRNA processing. The coding region runs from base 76 to 864 and encodes 262 amino acids.
UCUGUGCCGUCGGGCUUGAAGCACUGUACGCACCCUUUUCACCCGGACUCUUUUUGUUGUCGGACGGUGCGGAUAAUGGCAGCAGCGAUAGCCGACUGUGAAGUUAACGACGAAAGCAAUGAUCCUGGAGCAGCACCAUUCGGAAAUUUUAUUAAUUACUAUUCGUUCAAUCCCCCAGAGAACCGACUGAGUCUCAUACCGAGAACGCUUCUUCAAGAUAUCGGAUACAGCACUGAGAGAAGCGAACCUAUACUUGUGCUUGACGUGGGGUGUAAUUCAGGGGAUUUAAGCGUGGCUCUAUAUGCGCACCUGACAGGGCACUGCGCUAGUGGGGACGCAGCUGAAACCGGGGAGCUUCGCCUCCUAGGUGUCGACCUGGACGAAGAUCUUAUUCUCCGGGCAGAACAUUCCAACCCUUUCCGGGAAAACGUCUCUUUUAUUCCUCUGGAUGUCACACAUGAUCGGGACAGUCGGACACAGCUGGAGGGUUACCUGGCGAGGUUUGGGCGCUCGCGCUUUCACCUGUGCGCGUGCCUGGCCGUCACCAUGUGGGUGCAUCUGAACCACGGCGACGCCGCGCUGCUGGAGCUCCUUGGCCGCCUGGCCUCCCUCAGUGACCACCUUCUCCUGGAGGCGCAGCCCUGGAAGUGCUAUCGCUCUGCGGCCCGCCGUCUGCGCAAACUGGGCCGCCGCGACUUCGAUCACUUCAAGACACUUGAGAUCCGAGGGGACAUAGCGGAACGUGCCAGAGAGCAUCUGGAGAGGCAGUGCGGUAUGGAACUGUUGCGCAGCUUCGGAAGCACGUCCUGGGACCGCAAACUGCUACUCUUUGGCAGACGAGAAAUGAGGCGGGAAGAAAUAUAAGUUUAUGAGACUUAUUGUGAUGUGACUCGCCAUUACUACGACCCUAUGCAGCCAAAGUGGAUGAUGUUAUAAUUUAUUUUCCUUCUGGCAAUAUUCAAGGAGAUAUGGGUUUGAAAAACGAACUAUACAAUAAACUACAGUUUUACAUAUGUUUUAGUAAUUUCAUUACCUUUGUGAAUGAAUAUUUAUGUGGUUUAUAUUGUCAUUCUCAUACUGUGUUAUCUGUGUAUUGCAUAACCACAGAACAUUUUGGUAAACGAACGUUAAAUGAUGAAGUUAAAUGUGUGUAUUGUGGGGGCGCUGUGUUGCCGCAAGGGGGCGGUGAUGUUCUCUGCCUAACAUAUAAGCGGACUUCCCUGGACUGCCUGAGCCCACGAGCCAUGUAAUGAACUAGUAUAUCUCCUGUGACUCAGUUCGCAUUAAAUGUUUUCUGCUCGCAGGAUAGUAAUGAUACACGAUCUAUAAUAGAUAAAUGUGACGUGAGAAAUCCUUGGGAA